Molecule: messenger RNA, 498 nt
Organism: Peronospora matthiolae
Lineage: Eukaryota; Oomycota; Peronosporomycetes; Peronosporales; Peronosporaceae
Source: the annotation of a GenBank genome assembly
AUGGGCAACAUCAGCUACACGCCGGAGACGUGGCCGCCACCAAGCGACACGGUACCACCAGUGCCAGAGCGGGCGGACUUCGCGAGCGGCGCUGAAAUCAGCGCAGCCGUUCACGCGCGAUCGUGCCUGCUAUGGAGAUGGCGCCGUAAUUAUGGCCGCCUGAAGAGGGACCGCGAGGAGUACCCCGAUCAAUGCGGGCUGGAACAGAGGACUGUUCACGCGAAGCGGGCCAAGAAGGCCAAAGACCGGCACGGAAUCGCGCGGACGCGGAAGACGAAGCACCCCUGGAACGUCAUAGCAGCUGUCACGGGAGAACGCGCCGCGGUGGACGAGGCCGGCCGCCAAGACGACGAAGAGAAGGACGAUGCGGUAAUGGACUACGACGGCGGCUGGGACGACGGUAAAGGCGACGGCGAGGAAGAGCCAAGCGAGGUGAUUGACCUCGCCCAAGACUUGGAGGACGAAGAAGAGGCCGCAACAGAGACGAGCAAUGGCUGA